AUGAAAACUCAACCCUACGAAACUUACCUAUCAUAUUUUAAGGAGAAUAAAUGCUCUUCUGCGAUUUCAUUUUUCCGGCAUUAUAAUUUUAAGAGCAAUGAUAAAGCGACCGCUCACCAUAUACUAAGUAAAUGUUUAAAGCACAUGUUGUUGUGCUCAGAUACAGAGCUGCAAGAAAAGGCCAAAAAUAUAAAAAAGUUGCUAGAGAACAAAAAAAAUGUCACUGAUUUCUGGACAUCCAAAAAGCGGGAAGAAAAGAUAAAUGCUUUGGAGGAAAGACUGAAGAUUGCAAAUAAGAAGAUUGUGUUAUGUGAUGUCGAACAACAAGUAAAAGUGAGAGAAUUAAUAUACCAACAGGAUAAUAACAUUCGCGAAAAUUUUAACAAGACUUUAGCAAAGCCUUCUACUCCGUCUCGUAAACGAAAGUCAGAAAAUUUCGAACAUGAUAAGCCAAAUAAGGAUUUUAAGUUGCACCUCAUAGGAUGUCUAUCUGAAAGCGAACUUGAGGAUGAUAAAAAUGAAGAAACUUCAGACGGAGAUGGUGUUAUCGAUUUUAGUGCAAUUACAUUAGAUCAAUUUACAGAAUCAAGGGACAGUAAAGGAGGAUGGAUGUUGAAGAAUGGCGAAAGGGUUAGAGGUGUUCUCAUUCGUAUGACGUCAAAAGCUAUCGAGCAAGCCAAUGAACUGCAAUCAAAAAAGAAAAAAUUGAAUGCAUCUAUUUUAAGCAUCAUUCGGCUCGGGCUUUCUUCGAUUAUUGAUCUCUCUUCGGAAUUUUCAGGUGGUAUGUAUUCAUGGUUUGGAGACGAAUGGCAAGAUCUUAAAGCAAAGGCGCUAGCAAAGAUAAAUAUCAAGCCAAAGAUGUUCGAAGACCUUUGCGAUGAAUAUAAAUACUGGGAAGCAAGGGAUUUCGUGUAUGAAAAAUUGAAGGUACGCCCAGACAGAACUGAAACCUUUCAUCGACAAGUCAUGAAAAUUUAUUUUUUUAUUAUGGAAAUGUUUCUUGUAGAUCCCUAUGUUUUUGUAGAUAGAGAGGGGAAUAAACAAAAUUUAACGGAAAUUGAAUUUACUCUCAAAGUUGUUGGACCAAUAAUUGAUAUAAUAUUCUCAGACGUUCAACACCUUGUUCAGCUCAAAUGGGGAGAAACAGCUUCAAAAGCAAUGACAGUAGGAAGAAAAAUCGAUUUACAAAUUAUGUAUCGAGGAAAAAGUAAAGGGAAAAAUGUGGUACUCAGUCAUUCUGAAUGCGCGCGUAGAACAGAUUCUGCACAGAUUAUCAAUGAUCGUAGUAUAUGUUUGCGAGCUAACAAAUUUGUUCUCGAUCAAUAUCUCUCACACGAUCUAUCCGAUGAAACAAUUGAAAAUUCUGCAGUAUUCGGUUUGCAAUUAGCAGCUUUAUAUGGUCAAGUAAUUGGCGUCGACUUAUUGGAUGAGGGAUUAUAUUUCGGGUUUGAAGGGCCACUAUUGAGGUUUCCUAAUCAAAUUAAUAAUAUUACUGUUCUGAAGCAAACAUUGGAAGCAUUGUAUUUUUUUAAGGAAAACAUUGUUCACAAGGCUGAAGCAUUAUCAUGUCUUAACAAGAAUUCAGAUCCAUUCAGCAAUACUUUUCAUACUGAGAGGAUUUCGAAGCCUCAUCAUUAUAAAUCGGAAUUCAUUAGAUCAAUUACUUCGCAAAAAAAACAAACGAUCUAA
Molecule: messenger RNA, 1689 nt
Organism: Acaulospora morrowiae
Lineage: Eukaryota; Fungi; Glomeromycota; Glomeromycetes; Diversisporales; Acaulosporaceae
Source: the annotation of a GenBank genome assembly